Messenger RNA from Octopus bimaculoides (California two-spot octopus), 931 nucleotides. Its product is annotated as pre-mRNA splicing factor CWF19L1. Gene Ontology annotation, biological process: mRNA splicing, via spliceosome. Lineage: Eukaryota; Metazoa; Mollusca; Cephalopoda; Octopoda; Octopodidae. Gene Ontology annotation, cellular component: post-mRNA release spliceosomal complex. The record is from RefSeq and is a predicted model, not a curated record. Gene Ontology annotation, molecular function: RNA lariat debranching enzyme activator activity.
UUGAAUAUAAUUUUUUUCCAGUUCCUUUAUGCUUUUCACAUUGAGCCUCUUAUAAAUAUGGACAACAUAGAAUUAAUAAAACAACCUGAAGAUGCCACUGAAUGUCCUUACCAGUUGUCUCAGUUACAGGAUAGCAGAGUAAAAGAUGAAGGUCAACAAUUCUUUUUUGAUAUGAAGGCUCCAUUAGCAAAAGGACAGAAAAGAUCUAAGGAUGAUGAAGACAAACAGAAGAAAAAGCAUAAACCAGCACAACCGUCUGGCCCUUGUUGGUUCUGUUUACGUGGAGAAAAAGUGGAGAAACAUUUGGUUGUUAGUGUUGGAGAGACAACAUACAUGGCUUUAGCAAAAGGAGCCAUGGUUCCAGAUCAUGUUCUUAUCCUCCCAAUUGGUCAUUACCAGUCUACUGUGGUGGCUCCAAGUGAAGUUGUGGAAGAAAUUGAGAAAUAUAAGUCCAAUUUAAGAAAAUAUUUCAAGUGUUUGGGGAAAGUUGUAGUUUUCUUUGAACGAAAUUACAAGACAUCACAUCUUCAGAUACAGGCCAUUCCCGUCCCUGCAAAUCUUGCAUGUAAUAUUACCGACACAUUUACAGAGUUUGCAGUUGAGGAGUCCAUUGAUCUGAAUGAAAUACCAAAGCAUUCUGAUUUAAAGCAGAUUGUUAAUGUUGAGGUACCAUAUUUCUAUGUAGAAGUACCAACAGGAGAGAAAUUUCUCUGCAGGAUAUCCAAAGGUUUCCCAUUACAAUUUGGCAGAGAUGUUUUGGCUUCCCCAAUACUGCUUAAUAUGCCUGAACGUAUCAACUGGAAGAGUUGUACAGAAAGUCAAGAAGAGGAAAAACAAAUGGCUCAGGAAUUUAAGAAAAAGUUCAAAGACUUUGAUUUUAAUUUUAGUUCUUAACACAUUUUUUAAAAAUGAAUAAAUUGAUUUUAAUGUG